Messenger RNA from Symbiodinium sp. CCMP2592, 1095 nucleotides. The record is from the annotation of a GenBank genome assembly. NCBI's taxonomy places the organism in Eukaryota, Dinophyceae, Suessiales, Symbiodiniaceae.
AUGGAAUUUUUGGAGGUGCAAUGCCUUGCAGACACCGACGAGUUUGUACAGUGUUAUCCUUUGCCGGAAGGAUGUAAAGCUCUCAAACUGGACCUGUCGCCAAGAGGACCUCAAGACGGCUUGGCUGCCGCGAGCAAUCCGAAGGGCUGUCCUUCCAGGCAGCCAGCGAAUCCGUCCGUGCCGCAGUGGCCGCUGCUCAAGGAUUCUCAGAGGCAGGACAACGCCAGAAUCAGUGGCGGAUUCAGUGCGCUGAUGGCUUGUCACCAACCUCUUCUGCUGGAGGUGUCGUGUUACCUCGUCCAGUCGCCCAAGGACUUCUGCGCCAUUGGUCAGCUCAGCCCUGCUUUCACACCGCUGCUGGAACCCUUCAUGGAUCGGCUGUGGGCAGGCUUAUACCAGGCUCGGUGGCCCUGCUUCUACAGCUGCCUGCUCCACCGAGGGGCGGAGGCAUGGUACACGCUGUACUGGCAGACUUGGAGGGGGAACAGCGAAUUCCAGAUGGAGAUCUUCGACCGUGAGAAGAAGCGAGGCUUCUGCAUGUCGGCGAUGCCGGCCUUUGUCCAAUAUGACCAUGCUGCCGAUGCUUAUGUUGCAUCCUACAUAAGUGCGAGCGAAGUGAUGCCAGAGGUCAUCCCGAGGGCCCAAGAGCACCGGCUGCGGUUCUGCCCGCCAUCCGCUCGACAAAGGCUUUGCGUAAGCUGGCUGCCGAUGCCAGAGGUUCCCCGGAAGCGGCUGUGCCCCAGCUACAAGCGGCAGAGCACUUAUCCGUACAAGGUUCUGGAAGGCCUGCAUGGAUUGGAGGUGGGGAAGCCGGUCGAGCUCCAGUGGAAGAUGCAGCUGGGUAGCCCCUUCGGUUGGUGGUUUUGCCACCUCGAAGAUCUUUGCGAGGACAGUGACAGCGAGAUGGCCACUGCGACGCUGAUCUUUAAGCACUUCUCACCAAGGUCGCAGUGGUAUCGCCUCAAAGUCCGGGUGGGGGGCCGCGAGGUGCGGCGCAGCGACUUCGGCGGCUUUACCGGUGGCCUAAGGGCGGUGACCCCUGAGGAGGAAGCACUGUGGCAGUGCUUUCUCCCUUCCAAAGUGCUGGAUGUAUAG